AUGAGAUUUCCGGAAAAUAUCACCAAUGAUCCUAGUUUAUUUGUCGAUGAGCAUAAGCCAACGGCUCAUCAUAGAUCCCGACCAGAACAUAUUUCAGGUUCGAUCGAUCGAAAGUCAUCGCCGGCAUCGGAAUAUUUCUACACCGAAAUUGUGAAAGCUAUUGGAAACAAUGAAUUCAUCAAAGAGAAAAGUUAUCUGAAACGUGUUAGUUGGAGUCCACUUGGUCAAUACGAAUCAGGUUUACCACCGACUGGCAAGCGAACUGAUGGACUUUACGCAACAGUGAACAAAGCUUCGAAUCAAAUACGUAUGAGACCACAUGCGACACGCAAUUCAGGAUUACAAAAUAUCUCUAUUGUUCGACCUGUGUCAUUCAAUGAAAAGUACGAUCGAAACCUUCUCGAUCGAUAUUCCAAUCACGCAUUCAAUUCCAACGGUAUUUGCUCAAGAUCACAUCCUAUCUCAUCUCCCACGCCAUCAUUAUCUUCAGCUGAUGCAGCUUUGCAAAUUCCAUUGCGUACAUCGCCAUCGUUUGAUAACAGUGACUUUAUCAGUGAUACAUCGUCCCUUUCAUCAUCAACGACAACUUCUUUACCAUCAGUGGUAUACUCUCGACGAAAGAAUUCGAAUUUCGAUCGAGUGUACGAGACAGGGACACAACCAUUUAUAAUUGAAUAUCAACAAAACAGUUCAAAACAUAUCGAUCCAAAGCUUUCAACGCCAAUCUUAAGGACAAACAACAUGAUUUUAUCGUCUCCGAUUUCCUCUUCUUUUCGCUCAUCAAUAACAUCUUCCUCAUCAUCAUCCUCCCCCAUUUCAUUCACUUGUCCAAAAGGUCAUGAAGAGUCAUCAUCAUCUCCCAUAGGGCCAUCUUUAAAUCAACAAUCAAAGUUUACUACACAAACAUCAAUUAUUGAUUCGUCUCGAGAGGAUAUUGGUCAUCUAACGACAACAACACGUAGCCUGAUGACUAUGUCAAUUUCGCCUAAUCGUCAACAAACCUAUUCAACGAAUCCUCUGAACACAUCGAAUCGCUCAAUGACAACUAAUGACGAUGGAUUAAAACAACAACAUGAAGCAAUUGAUUCAGCAUUGUGUAAUUCCAAUAAUAACAGUUGUUUAAAAUCACAAAAAGCCGGCACAACUCGUUCAAAGAAAUCCGUUCAUUUCGAUCGACAGUUACCACCAGAAUAUCGUUCAUCAUUCCCAUCGACACGUACUCAUUAUCAACUCCCGGUCACACUUACGUCUUCAUGUAUAUGCAAUCGCACUAGUGAUAAUGAAGAACAAAAGAAAAAAUCUCAUAGUGAGACACUCGAAGAAAAAGAGAAAAAUGAAAUGACAAGAAGGACAAUCAUCGCCAAUAUAACUCCGCUGACCACACAUUCAGUUCAUCGUUCUUUUUCUCUUUCACCAUUACCUCCAUCGAAAAAAGAGAAUAACGAUAGUCGUACAUCUAGACAAGAGAAAAAAGAAAAUGUCGAUGAACUAAAUUGCACGACUUCUUCUCGACAAGUAACAACUGCUGCAACUACAUCGACGACUCACCUUUAUUGCACGCCUCACACAACGAUAGUCACUUACAAAGAUGGCAACUAUGAUACUUCUCUAACAAAAGAACUAAAUGGCACGAACCAUUUUUCUACAGGUGAAAAUUUGACACAUUCAAUUCCAGAAAAGCAGAUGCCGAUGAUGAACUCAUCUGUGAAAACAUCGACAACCCCCCAACAAUCGCAAACAACAACUAAGAAAUUCAUCGGUACUGGAGGCUUUUUUAAUUUUAUUCAUCGAUCAAAUAGUAAUCAGAAUAAAUCAUCGUCGUCGUCUUCUCCAGCAGACGAUAGUAAACAAUUAAAACGUACAACAUCUACCCAACGACGACCGAAACAGUAUAUAUCAAAUGAAAAUAAGCGUCUCAGUGCCGAUAUUGAACCACUUCAUACUUCUUCUGUAUCAUUAAGCAAUGCAUGGAAAGAACAUAUUGACAAGGUUCAAAUCAACGCUCAAAAAGAACGACCCUUAACAAAGUAUUCUGCUAAGAUCAAUAGAAAGAGUUCAUCUAAUGUUGAUUCAUCUAUUCCAUUACAUUCGAAUGUUCAGACGAAUAGAAGUUCAAUAUCACUGUUAACGAAACCAGCGAACACAAUUAUGAAAUCCAAUGAAGGAGAUUCAUUGAAUAACGGUCUCUUAUUUCAACCUAAUGAAAUAGGAAAAAGAGAUUCUUUCAUUCUCUCUCCUUCAAGUUCAUUUUCUCAUGCUAAUGACUCGUCAUCGUCGUCAUCAUCAUCAGGAGUAUCAUCGUCAAUUGGUAAGAUGAUGCAAACAUCGACACUUGUGAUUUCUACUCCUCCACAAUAUCAUUAUUAUCUGUACCCACCGACUCCAACCAAAAAACCGGCGACUAACAAUCGUACAGUAUCCAAUGUUAGUAUGAAUAGCAUCAGUACAAAUUCGUCUUCGUCGUAUGACUCUCAAAUACACGAUCUUGACGAUGACACAUCGUCAUGUUCCGCUUAUCAAAAUAAAAUUUAUCAAUCCGCAUCUUAUUCAUCGGCAAAACCUGUUACACUCUCCGAUUCGGUUCAAGCGUUUUGGCCACCACAAGCAUCGCUUCUCUCGCCUACUAGCCUUGAACAAAAUCAACAUUCCAAUUUAAUCAAAAACAAACAAUCGGAAGUGAAGACAACACAAAAGAAUAUUCGGAGUCCGACCCGUUCCAAUGAUUCAUCGUCAAUAACCACUGGCAAUCAAACAGAUGUUUUAUCACCCCCGACAUCAUUAAUAUCAAAUAAAAACGAAGAAGUUCGAUCGUACACCGAACAGACUUCAUUUCACAGUCCAGGUUUACGUCCAACAAGCGAUACUUCGUUCGAAGAUACGCCAGCAUCUUACAGUGAACUUCUACGUGCCAAAUCGCGUUCAAUAACAAACAAUCGAACGUUGACAAUGAAUGUGAAUAAUUCGUCUUUGUCUCGAUCAAGGUCAAAAGAUACUUUGAAUAAUCAAAAUGAAGAAUGCAAUUCUCUCAAUCGAAAUAUUCUUCGACCAAAAUCCGCUGGUCAGACGCAUGUACAAGCCUUAUUAUCACCAGUUACAUAUGAAAUCUCCAAUGAUUUUCAAUCGAAACGACAAUUUUUCGAAAAUCGCAUCUAUUCAGAUAAUGCACCGAUAUCCGCAUGUCCGAAAGUGCUCACGCUACCGCCCACAUCGAACCCACCACGACAGGUGAUCAAACAACCAGUACCAGUACCUUCUACUGAGUCAAUGAUAAGAACAACGAAAUACUUUGACUCAUCUGCAAGUCAAACUUCGCUUCCACCAGCUGUCCAUCGCAAACCAGUUCGAAUUGUCAAAGCUGUACAACGUUCAGUCGUAUCACCGUCGGUUAAUGAAAUGAAAACUUCUUCUUCUUCUUCUUCUUCCUCGCUUUCUCCUCCGUCGAAAACGACUCCAGCAAACGAUUCUCCAAUGUCGCCUCCAAACAACAAUGAUCAUCAUCUCAGUUCGGAAUAUGUGCGUAAUUUAUUUCCGACGCCUGAUCAUCAAAAACGAAAUCGUUCAAGACAGAAUUCGUCGACUAAUGUGAAUAGCGAAAGUGUACCUCAAACGGAAGAUCUAUUGAAUUUAACAAAACGUUUGGAGAUAUUCAGAGAAAAUCAGCGCGUUGUCAGCGAUGAAAUUGAAAUCAACACUAAACUUGGUUCAAAAUUAAUCAACGUCAUCGAAUCCAAAGGUGAAGCAAAUGAAAUUGAAAAAUUCAAAUUACACAUCAAUGAAAUCGAUACAAUCACAUCCGUUCUUCUCAAGCUCAGUGCUCGUUUAGCCAAAGUCGAGAAUGAUUUGUCGAUGUUAACUGAUGAUCAAACUCAACUAAAAGCGAGUUUACUUGAUCGUCGGGAGAAAAUUCAACAAAAACACGACGAAGCGAAGGUGCUCAAAGACGGAAUCGAUCGACGUAGUCGAGUGGUUACAAAUAUUCUUCAAAAGUAUUUUUCUACUGAACAAUGUGAUGAUUAUGAUCAUUUCAUUCGAAUGAAAUCGACUUUACUAAUUGAUGCAAAGGAAAUCGAAGAGAGCAUUGCAUUGAUUGAAAAACAACUUGAACUUCUUCAAUCGUCCUCUUUUGUAAAUAAUCAAUCUCAUCUUUCACCGGCAUCAGUAUCGAUUGCGGAAAAUUUCCAACGCUCAAAUUCGAUCACAAGUUCAACAUCAACUCAGCUGGUCGAUAAUCUUCAAACAAAUCAUCCUAAUACUAUAUCAACAACGGCCUAG
Messenger RNA from Adineta ricciae, 4272 nucleotides. NCBI's taxonomy places the organism in Eukaryota, Metazoa, Rotifera, Eurotatoria, Adinetida, Adinetidae. The record is from the annotation of a GenBank genome assembly.